Messenger RNA from Cucurbitaria berberidis CBS 394.84, 4415 nucleotides. RefSeq lists its product as uncharacterized. The record is from RefSeq and is a predicted model, not a curated record. The transcript has 4 exons. Lineage: Eukaryota; Fungi; Ascomycota; Dothideomycetes; Pleosporales; Cucurbitariaceae. Gene Ontology annotation, molecular function: protein binding. The coding region runs from base 67 to 4149 and encodes 1360 amino acids. Gene Ontology annotation, cellular component: RZZ complex. Gene Ontology annotation, biological process: mitotic spindle assembly checkpoint signaling; ribosome biogenesis; endoplasmic reticulum to Golgi vesicle-mediated transport.
CCUGCCAAACGAACAGCUCACGCCUCGCGUCCUUGGCCUCGACAUGAUACACGAUAUAUAACCACUAUGCCAUUGCAAGCUUCAGACGAAAAGCUGGCCGAUGCGAUCCUCCAGUCGGCCGAACAUGGAGCCUUCCCGCAAGACGAAGAUGUGGCAUCCGCAACAGUGUCGUCCACCGCUCUACCAAAGCUGCUAGAGGUUGUUAGCAAGGCUACAGAGGACACCAAGAACCAAGUACGCAACCUCGCUCGCGAAGCUGCACCUGACGUCGACGGCUGGAUCAAACAGGCGCGCAAAUUGCAGGACGACAUCAAACGCUCACAGGCAACGGCCAAAGAUAUCGUGCAGCAAGCAGAAGGAGGGAAAGAGACCACCCUACGCGUUCAGGACGCGGCGAGCAAAGUCAGCCUUCUGCAUUCGGAGAUUGCGUAUAACGAAAGUCUAGCGCAAGUCGUAGAACAGUUGAGAGACAUAUCUACCUUGCUGGACUCGGCACAGAAUGCUGCUGUACACGGGCAUGUCAUGCACGCCUUGCAGAUACUAGAGGAUGCGGACGGAGCGUUCAAGAGACUGGGACCGUUUGAGACAACGCGCGUAGUCGGUGUGCUGAAGAACAAACAAAGCCAGCUGAAGAAGGCCAUCACAGAAACCGUCACCGAGUCGUGGGGUGGGCUAGUACUCGUUGACAACCACAACCACAAGAUCUCUUUGCGGCAGUCAAUCGAACGAGAGGCCACAGUGGACAUUGAUGGUGUGGUAGAGGCGCUCACGAAGCUGGACCUCCUUGACGGCUUCAUUGCUCGGUUGAGUCGUGAUCUAGACAAGACGAUAAUUUCUCCUCGGCUUGUGUUGGGUCUUGACAAUACUGUGUCUGGAAUCGACAUUCACGGGGAUGAUAUACAACGCACAGGUCACGUCAACGACGGUAGUGUGAAGGCCGCGUUGGAAGACAUUCAUUCAAUAGCAGAGUAUCUGAGCACCCGGCUACCAUAUAGUAUCGCUGUUCCUUUGUCUUCCAAAGUCGUACCCGUUAUCGCGGCUCGCCUGAUCUCUAACCUACUUCUACCCGCUGUACCGGUAUCUACAGAAGGGGUGCGACAGUUUCAGGAUACAUUGUCAUACAUUUUGGGGCUUGUAGAGUAUCUCGACGAGCUGGGCUGGGUGGGUCAAAAUCGCCUGACCGAUUGGGUUGACAAAUCUGCUGAGAUCUGGCUAGCCAAACAAAAAGAGGUCGCUAUCGCCAGGGUGCAAAUGCUGUUUCCGAAGCGGGUCAAGGAGAAGAAGUCCGUAGAGAGGGUCGAAACCCAGUUCAUCUCCAAGGGCGAUGCGCUGCAUACUGGUGAUGAUGAUGAACAAGACGAUGACUGGGGCGCUGAGUGGGGGGACGAAGACGAGGCAGCGAAACAAAAGGAGCAGCAUAACUCUCAACAGAUUGAAGAGGAGGACAUGAGCGCUUGGGGUGAAGCUGAUGAUGGCAACACUGAGGAGACGGAAGAAGUGGCUAAAGGAGAAGAGAUAAAGUUAGCAGAGGACGACAAUGCAGACGACUGGGGUGCCGAUUGGGAUAAUGAGGAGGAUACAAGGACAGCCGCGCCACGCGGGCCUACGACCGAAUCUUUAGAGCAACCGAAGGUGAACGGAAAGUCCACAUCGCAAAAGCCAGCAAAGGAACAGCAAGUAACACUGAGAGAGACGUACACUGUCACGGCUAUUCCCGAUUCCAUCAUGGACAUCAUUCUGCAAGUUGUCGCAGACGUGGAUACUCUAAACUCGUCUGAUUUAGUCAAAACUGCUAUUGCGCCCGCUAGUGGAGGCCUGUUCGCUAUUCCAAGCCUACUACUAGCCAUGUAUCGAGCCACGGCAGCUAUUCAUUACUUGAAAGAGAUUGCGGGUAAUAUGCUCAUAUACAAUGAUUGUCAGCGCCUGUCCGACCGCCUGCGCAUAUUUUUGCUAGAUCGGUUACAGAAAGACGAAUCUUCGACACUACCGCAACUCCUGCGAGCUUCAACCCGUCUGAAAGCAACGCUUGAGGCGGACAUAAAGACAAUCGAUGGGUUUGGGAAACGAGCGUAUGGACGUGAGAUGGAGUCACAAAGACAGAUCAUCAGAGAUCAUCUAGAAGAUGCACAGGGCUUCCAAGGGUGUACCAACGUGCCCUUUGCGACAGUAUGUGACGAUGCUAUUGCCACGACUAUUGACCGGAUUGGCGAUGUCAAGAGGCAAUGGCAGAACAUCCUCUCACACUCCGCCUUGCUGCAGUCUCUUGGAAGUCUCUUGUCGACAGCCCUUACCAAGUUUGUCAACGAUGUAGAGGACAUGUCCGACAUCGCUGAAGAGGAAUCGAAGAAACUACACUCAUACUGCGUCUCUCUCACCACACUAUCGCAGCACUUCCAAACUGAGGACGGUAGCGGAGAGAUGAGGGAAACUGUCAGCAUCUAUACUCCCAAUUGGUUCAAAUUCCAGUACUUGGGUGAGAUUUUAGACAGCAGUCUCGCGGAUAUCAAGUACUUUUGGACAGACGGCGAGUUGAAGUUGGAGAUGGAGGCGGAGGAAGUAGUAGGAUUGAUUGAAGCGCUGUUUGCGCCUAGUGAUCAUAGAAGGAGAGCUAUCGCCGAGAUCAGGAGGACAAGCAUGCAUUGGAAAAAUGUUCGAGGUUCGUCCAAAAUUUUGAGAGCUACAACUUUACAACUUAACGCUUCGUUACCACGCCACAUACCUACCGCCAGCGUCAUGGAUAUCGACACGACAGAGACCAAGGUGCAGAUCCGCCUCAGCACUCGCGACCCAAAUUUGCAGAUCGCGGAGGAGCCUACGACGUUACUAGUCCAGACUUCCUUGACCCGCCAUAAACUGUCAACACUCGUAAACGAUCUGCUGCACCGCGACGAGAGCCGCAUACCGUUCGAUAUCUUAAUCAAUGGCGAAUUUCUCCGGACCUCCGUGGACGAGUUUCUCACCAAGAAUGGCAUAAACGCUGAAACGACACUGGAUGUGGAAUACACGAGAGCGUUGGUACCACCGCUAAACGUAACAAGUUUUGAGCAUGACGAUUGGGUAUCGGCAGUGGACGUGUUUUCCCGGUCCUCGGCUGCAGGAAAAUGGUCGGGAGCCGGAGCGCAGAGUGGUCAGGAAAGAAUUCUGAGCGCGAGUUAUGACGGGCUAGUGAGGGUGUGGAACACAUCUGGUGACGUUUUGGCGACUUCAGAAGCGCCAAAUAACGGCGGACGGAUAACGAGCUUGAAGACGGCAAAAUGGCUAUCAGAUAAGAAGUUUGUGGCUGCGGGCAUGGACAACACAGUGCGCGUCUUCAAGUACGAUGACGAUGCGCGAACAAUCACAACCAGUCUAGAGCUCUUGAGUCACCGAUGGGGUGUAGAAGACAUCGCUGUCCACGGCCCUUCGAGCCGGAUUCUGUCUGCUUCUUCAGAUACCACCAUUUCGCUAUUUUCGAGCAACGCCAAGGAAAAUCCAUCUGCACCCUCCAAUCUUCUUCCCAAUUCAACAGCGGCCUCGAACAAACGCCAGAAACUCUCCAAACCGGACCGUACAGUACCAGCUAGGGGCUCUUUGUCCACGCUUUCCGGUCACAGUUCACCCGUAUCUAGCGUUAUCUUCAAGCCAGAUGACGCUACAGUCGCAUAUUCUGCGUCACACGAUCACACCUUGAAGACGUGGGAUUUGCCCACUUCAACAUGUGUAGAUACACGCACAACAGGCCACGCUCUACUAUCUCUCUGCGCAGUACCAUCUCGAAACCUCCUCGCGACUGGAACAUCAGCCCGCCAUAUCACUCUCAUCGAUCCACGAGUGUCAGCCACACAAAUCAGCGUAAUGACACUACGAGGACAUAAGAACGCCGUCGUGUCGCUCGAUACGGACCCUUCAUCAGAAUACAACCUAGCAUCAGGCUCCCACGACGGAACCGUCCAGAUUUGGGAUCUACGUAAUGUCAGCGCAGGUGGCCAAAUGGGCGAAGGCAUGACUGGAGAGAGUGUUUACACAAUCAACAGGCAGGGGCAGAGUGGGCCAGCUAAGAGUCAUGGAGAAGGCGUAAAGGUCUUCAGUGUGCGGUGGGAUAAAGAAGUGGGUAUUGUGAGUGCGGGUGAGGAUAAGAAGGUGCAGAUCAAUCGUGCACUUGACUUGUAGAACACGAGAUCAGUAGUGCUUUGCGAUUCGUACGUGAGGUCCUUGAGCGGAGGAGCAGGCGAGGCGUUCAGGCGUAUGGAUCGAUCAGAUACCAUCUAGGCUUGGGAAAAGUGUUGCUUGUGCUCAUAAUAGAGGUUUAUUUGAUUGAUACUGCUCUUGCAACCCUAAUCUAGCUCAAUGCCAGCAGACCUAGCUGGUCGCUGUAUAAGGAUUCGAAGGCUUUCAGCCUACGCAAAGCAAAUCCCACGCCGUUUAUAUGCUUAAAU